AUAUUUACAAAUAUGAGAUCAAUUAUUAAAUUGAUCCUUAGGAUUUAUUAAUAUCAUCAAUAAAAAAACGACUAUAACACAGAUUUUUAAGAUCAUUGCUACGUUCAAGCGCCCACGUGUAAGUUCAGAUUUGGCGCCUCAUGUUUAUAGUCCAGAUGAAAUAUUUGAGACUAUUGACAAAGCUACAAAACAGGAUGAGGAAAUGUUGAAAUAUUUUUAAAAAAAGUUAUAAAAAUAUUAUUUAAAAAAUUUGAUAUCGAUGUGGCGUCUACUAAUAGCAGUGUAUGUUCUGCACGCCCGCUUACGGCGGCCCUGGAGAUUUCAAUUGUAUAAAAGCAAUGUUACUCAUGUCACGUCACAUUUAGCGUAAAAUCGGCAAGAUAGUAACAGUUUUACUCUGUGCGCGAACAAAUAACGCAUGUCAGUGAUUUCUUCGAGAUUCGAACUAUAGUCAAUACAAUUUCAGCACAACAAUGAACAUGGGAAUCAAGAUACUGAUGACCAAGAUUGUCAUUUUAUUCAUUAUAGGUAAUCAUAUAGUAAAUAGCGGUCUAUUAGGAAGUCUAUUUAAAACAAAUUGGCGUGGUUUUUCACGCUCUAUUCCACAUCCAAUUGAAUCUAUAAAGUUAGAAAAUAUUAAACUUCCCCCUAUAUCACUUCCAAAAGAAGAGCUAAAUUUCAACAAUUAUUUUAAUGAUUAUCACCCGAUAAUUCCGCCACCAGAUGAGUUCACAUCAGAUUUCAUGUCGCAUGUUGAAUCACAUAGAAAUGAGGAACCAAAUUUCAACAACAAAGAGUCCUAUUUUCAUUAUGAUCCCAUAAUUCCGCCACCAGAGGAUUUUUUAUCACAUGCUGGGUCACGUAGAAAUGAGGAGCCAAAUAUCAACACACACACACACAACGAGGAGACCAAUUUUCAUUAUAAUUUGAUAAUUCCGCCACCAGAGGAUUUUUUAUCACAUGCUGGGUCACGUAGAAAUGAGGAGCCAAAUAUCAACACACACGCACACAACGAGGAGACCAAUUUUCAUUAUAAUUCGAUAAUUCCGCCACCAGAAGAUUUUAUAUCACAUGCUGAGUCACAUACAAAUGAGAAUUCCGUAUCAGAUUGCAUAUCUAAGUGUAGAGAUAGUUCAAUUUGGACGGCUGUGAUUGAGGGAAUUGCGUCCGGGACUGCGGGCGGAAUCGUAGCCAUUGCCUUAAGUGGCGAUAAUCCUACGUCGUCUGAGAAAACUAACAAUACAUACCCUAGCUUAAGUGAGCCUCAACGUAACAAAUCGAUUUCUGACAACAAAAUAAAGUUUGUCAAUGUAAAUUUGCAGAACAAAACUGAGAAAGACGCUAUCGCGAACAAUACUUCUUUGUCUUUACUGAACAUCAAACCGCAACCAUAUAAAAACCGAACAAUUGAAAGUUUGCUGCCAUUGUACAAAGAGUCUUGGAUGAUUGGAUGCAGCAUGUUUCAUUCUUUUAACAAGUGUACAAAUAAAAAAGAGAAACUCGAUAAGUUUCUGGAGACCAACGAACUUAACACAACGAGGAAGUUCCUAUUCGAUCAGAAAUUAAUUGAGAAUAGUGAGCUCAUAAAUAUUCUAAAUAAAGCCUGGAAUUGGUUUGAAAAGGAUAACAUAAAAGGGAAGCUUGAAAUUCAUUUUACACUGAUAAAAGCGCUAUCGCGUACCAACCCUUGCGGAUAUAUAAAGAACGUGAAAUUGACGUCGAAAGGUGACAUGAUUAAGAUAAGUUUUAAUACGCCAAACAAUGAAAACUGGAAGAAAAUCAUGGACCACGAUUUUUCACCUCAAUUGGAAAUCGUUCUUUACACAAUAUGUCCCUUUUUAUACUUGCAGAAAGAUUGUCCAGUUUCAUUAAAAGGAAGAGAUAUUAUCCUCGUUAUUCCCAAAUAUGAUUAGCAGAUUACAAAUUUUGUGCAAUAAAUUUAAAUUUUGAUAUAUUUAAAUUAAAACAAAAGGCCUUUUGAGAUUUUCUAAGUUAGAUAGAAAUUCAAAUCGACAUCCAAAAA
Molecule: messenger RNA, 2023 nt
Organism: Monomorium pharaonis (pharaoh ant)
Lineage: Eukaryota; Metazoa; Arthropoda; Insecta; Hymenoptera; Formicidae
Exons: 5
Coding region: 474-1913 (479 amino acids)
Source: RefSeq, a predicted model, not a curated record